AUGGCAAUGGCGCAGGGCUGUUGCAACUCAUACACCUUCGGCUUAGGAUAUGCUGAAUGCUUUGACCGUUCCUCCAGCCAUCCCUUUUCCACGAGCCCUCAUCGUCGGGCUAUGGCAGGCAAGCCACCGAUACAAGACCGGUCUGCUGAAGGUCAAGCUGCGACAGGACAUCAGUUUAACAAGAAUAUCGCUAUCAAAAACAGGGUAUUCGCCAUAACCCAUCCUUGGACCUCCCCUGUCAACUUGAAGUCUAUGGUGCAAUGCAUUUCCAGCCCCGAUAAGCUGUCCACCGACACAUCGUGCGAUAGAUUUCUCAAGGGUGGCGUCAUGGCCCAACAGCGGUCUCUCCAUCAAACAUGCGCCAUCCCGCACAAUGGAAGAGAUGGAAUGCAGCCUGCACAGAUGGCAAACCUCAACCUACACCUACGCAAGCCUGUGCAUCGAAACAAACCUCGUCGCCCUGGAUUGUCGGGCGUCUCUAUGUCGACAUUAGUGGGUCUUCUCAUCUUCGCGCGGACCCUGGGAAUUGUUACUUCGUAA
Aspergillus versicolor CBS 583.65 is the source of this 540-nucleotide messenger RNA. RefSeq lists its product as uncharacterized. The transcript has 3 exons. The record is from RefSeq and is a predicted model, not a curated record. Bases 1 to 540 code for a protein of 179 amino acids. Lineage: Eukaryota; Fungi; Ascomycota; Eurotiomycetes; Eurotiales; Aspergillaceae.